This is a messenger RNA of Peniophora sp. CBMAI 1063, 2313 nucleotides long. The record is from the annotation of a GenBank genome assembly. NCBI's taxonomy places the organism in Eukaryota, Fungi, Basidiomycota, Agaricomycetes, Russulales, Peniophoraceae.
AUGGACAGGAUCGGGGCUGCGGAAGCUGCGCUUUCGUACGAUGAGUUGCGCGCCCCGUUGAUUACCGCUCUCGAGCGCGAUUGGCAGCAUCCCCGGAUGGCGCUGAUGUUCAGAGCCAUCGAAUACAUGCUUGCCCAUGAGUCUACGCUUUCUCGAGCAACAGAACGGCUGAUGGCACUCCGCGCUGAUGUUCCCUCGACGUCGGAGGUACUCUCCUCUCCCGAGCUCGGCGAGCAGAAUUUCGUUGCCGCACAUCCCAUCUUGCUCAGGCUAGAGCCAGUUGAAGCCCCAAAUAGCCACGCAUCCACUCGCUACUCUGGUGGCUUUUCGCUUACCUCUUGGGUCUCCGAACUCUUAUCACGACUCCCCGGUACCGAGAUCCACCCUCCGCCUCUUCGCGUACCGCCUGUUUCAUUCGAUCCAUACACGCUGGACAUCCUUGAAGACGUCUUCCAAGCACUCUACGCCGUCAGCGACCCCAUCGCCAUUCUACACCUAGUAGCCUGCAGAAGGCAGGGCACCGCUACGGAUCCGCAUGGCACAUUGCGCUGGCAUCUCUGGCGGCUUCACAACCGUGUCACGCUGGCAAUCUUGCCUACCGAUACCUGCGCGAUCGCGAGUGUUCCGGUUGAACUGCUAUGCGUCGUGUUCGAGCACGCGCAGCAUUCCCACAAGAUACACUACUCACAGUGGCAAGGGAACUCCUCCAGCCAUCUUGCGAUGCGCGUAGUCUGUAAGAGGUGGUACCGCAUCAUCCAAGAUAUGCCUUCGCUCUGGGUCGGGAUGGUUCAAGGCUUCGGCGACGACUGGACGACGCGUGCCUUGACCCUCUCUCGGGACGCCGACCUCUCCCUCGUUCUCGGCCACGGUCAAUUCAUCGAAGGUGGUCGCCGCCUCCGCGAAUCAACACGUCUUCUGUUGAGAUACACACCUCGUAUCACAUCUUUGAGAAUAUCUGUCGGCUCCUGGAUGCAGAUGAUACUUAUCAACGCUUCGAUUCAAGUUGCACCGGUACCUCGACUCGCAUCGCUCGAGAUCACGCCGACGGAGACCAUGCUCCAUGGCUAUUUGAUACCCGACCACAUCUUCCAGGGCUCUCCGCCCUUACGUCUGCGGGCGCUCGCCAUUUCGGAUUGUAACCUAGAACCUACGUGCCCUCUUCUACGAGCAUCCCUGAGGAGCCUUACUCUCCGUCGCUGUGCUUUGUGGCGUACUCUGGACGCCAUGCUUGACACCCUGGUGCUCCUCCCUCUUUUAGAGAUCCUCACCUGGGAUAUGUCUCGAGGCGCCUUACUCAGGUUGCCAUCGUCGAUUCAUGUGCCACAAGCCGAGUUUCGCACGUCAAGGACCCAUGUCGUGCCCGUCUCGCUCCCGUCCAUGAAGACAAUCAAGCUGUGUUGCCCUCUGAUGUGCGCUGGUAGUAUCAUACCGCGCUUGGCGAUCCCCGCGCGUUGUGCAGUAGUUAUCAUGGACGACUACUCGUUGACGGGAAGGGAAGGCCGCGACCAGCAAGCUCUCGUCGAUAUGACGAACUACCUUGAUAUGUCAAUUGGCGCGCACAUCGAUCGGGCGAGCGCAGAAGGAAUCUGCAUCUCUGAUGUAGAUGUUCGCCAUGCUGCGGGGGCGUCGGAGUGCCAGGGAGCUUUCACUAUUCAGCUAGCGACCGCGCCGCCUCAUACAGCUUCGCUGGAUGGAACAGAGGACGAUGUUUUCCGAUGCGUGAUAGAACUAGCGAUUCCCAGCGCGCAGGAUCUCGGUAGAGAGUCGCCGUCCAUCGUCUACCCAAGUAUCUUUUGCGAUACUUUGCACCACAUCAUGUCUUGGCCAGCCGUAGCGCUCGCAACCCAACGCUUCUCCACCAGUCACGCGUACUUCUCUCGUCAGGACUCGUGGUCGGCGCCGUUUGCCACCCUGCAGCACCUGUCGCACAUCCACCUGCAGGAUGAUGGAGUGCCCGACACUUCAGCCAUGGUCAUUGGACUCGCACUCGCGCUUCUCAAUCAACCCAAUGCAUUGAGCUCUUUGAGAGUGCUUGAACUUGGGCCCAUGGCCCAUCUUGGCUCGGAUAGGUUAAUGCUCCUUAUCGACUCCCUUCGCCAAUGGCAUCGCUUGGGCGGACGGUUUGUAAGGCUCGUCAUUCGAGACUGUAGCAGUGUCGACGUCGCUGCUCUGUCUCUAGGCGUCAAGGAGGGAUGGGGACAGGUCGAGAUCUCUGAGGAAGAUGAAACAGCACAGCAGUGUCCUAUCUUGUCUUCUCUACAUUGGUACAUCGCCAGGCCGCGCUCUUCUUGUCAUGCCCUCCGGACAUUCUGA